Molecule: messenger RNA, 2157 nt
Organism: Syngnathus typhle (broad-nosed pipefish)
Lineage: Eukaryota; Metazoa; Chordata; Actinopteri; Syngnathiformes; Syngnathidae
Product: protein FAM163A-like
Exons: 3
Coding region: 673-1083 (136 amino acids)
Source: RefSeq, a predicted model, not a curated record
UUUCACCAUAACAGACAGACCUAUCGUUUGGCUUCAAAAUGUCUUUUAUUGUUGCUAAUUGUACAAAUUGUAGAUCUGUCAUCACAAUGUUAUACUGUGUUCCCCCAAGCGACUCCUUUUAGAUUUUAAUGUGCAUUCCAACUGACUUACUGAUGCCUCUUGAGGAUUAAAGUGUUAUUGCGCUCGGGGAAAUUAACAUUUUCAUAGUCGCUCUUUAUCUGGAUUAGAUACGACAUUGGCCAUAUUGUUCGUACGUAUGGUUUGUUUUAUCUAAUAUUUGAAUGAAUUAAAGGAUAAAUGAUGAAUCUGUUGAUUGUCACGCUUGUGUUCCGGCAGCUUCCUCCUAACACCGCCCCGCCGGGACCACCGAGAAUGCGCGACCAAGCGCCCACCAACACUACCACCGGGGAGCGGGGUGCGAGGACGCAGGCAUGCCGAGUAGGAGCGACUCUCUGCCGGCCUGCCGCCGCCUCGUCUCCCGCUGGUUACCGAGGAGGUCUCCCAGAGGUUUUCCACAGGUCCUCGCCGGUUCUUGGUAGUGAAGCAACGGAGAAGAAGAUGCCGGGCUGGCACGUAAUGACGUGAUGGUUCUGGUUCGUGUGCAGCGAGGUUGCCAGAAGAAACGGGUUGCAGAGAUUUUGCGUGAAAAGGGUUUGAUGGAGAUCUGGUCGAAUGUCAGCGGGAACGAUCGUGAUAGCAGGAGGAAUUCUUGCCGGAGUCAUUCUCGUGUGCAUUGUCGCCAUCCUAUGUUAUUGUCGACUGCAGUACUACUGCUGUAAGAAGAAUGACUCCGAGACGGACCCGGCCCCGGCCCCGGCGGCACCAUCCACCCCGCUCUCCCACUUCCCGUGCGAGACGUGCGACGCGCUGGCCAACGACGGGGCCGCCAUUACUCCCGUUUCUUUGGAGCAGCUGGACGCCGGCGUCCAGUGCCUCGCCUGCUCGCCGUACACCCGGCGCGCCGCCCCCCAAGUGCUCAACGGGGGCGAGCGUCUGGGCUUCCACACGUACUACGAGACUCCGCUGCCGUUGGGUUACGCCUGUCCGACCCCCCCGCCCAGGCCCUACAGCACCCAGGUGUGACCUUUGAACUGCGCAAUACCGGCCCACCUGAACUUUUGUGGCUUUGGAGCAACAUAGCACCAAAAUGUUUCUAGCAUCUGAAAUGAUUAACUUUAUUUCUUUUCUUUUUUUUCUUCAUUCUUAUUCCCGCUUUUGAAUUGCGACUUCUUUUAGUGUUGAAAGUAUUCAAAACUUUAGCACUUCCAAGAAAGUCAAAUAAUAUAUAAAAUAAAUAAAAUAUUCCAUUUUGUUAGACAUAUUUUAGCUUUUGUGAGGGCUUUAACAUACUCAAAACAUUUGACAUAUUUAUAGAUAGAUUCUAGAUUCGUACAGCACAUAUAGAAAGAUCUAAAAAUAUAACAAAAAGGAGAACAUAUAGUAUUAUACAUUCAUAAUUACUCAUAUUUUAAGAAAUAAUUUUAGGAUUUAUUUAAUAUACAACUUCUAAACUCAUAUUUUAAGAAAUGAUUUUAGGAUUUAUUUAAUAUACAACUUCUAAAUAUUUGAAGGGUCUUUUUUAAAAUUAAAUAAAGUAAUUGUCUGUGAUUGUGUGCAUGGGGGGCUUGUUCAAAUUAAUCAUAAUUUUUUUUAAAAUACAAUACGCCACAGAAACUCUCUUGUAGAAGCUAUCACUUAUUACUUUUAACUGACUUUUUAAAAAAAUAAUUGAAAUGUUUCAUGAAUUUUCCAAUAACUACUACUACACAUUUAUUUAAUCCAUUAUUUUUUAGUUUAGCUGUUUUAAGUCAACCCCCCCCCCCCCCCCCCGACCGACCUUUGUGGCGUUUCAGUUCACCCACAUCCCUGCUCGUGUUCACUGAGACGCAAAACUGAGGGCUAACUGUUUUACCUUGGCUGAAAGAUUUUUUUUCUCUAUAAAGAAUUAUGACAAUGAAGAAUUUUGUGUCCAACAACAACAAAAAUCAUAUGCUGUAUUUGUCCCUGCAUGGAGGUGAUGUCUUCCAUGCUGUGCACGUUUACAUUACGCCUACUUCCUGUUUAUACAAACACGUCAUUAUUUCAAAAUGUAUAAAGACAAGUACGGCCUGUGCACUGUUUAGAGCAAGUUCAUAAUUUCCUCACAAUUCUUUUUUU